This is a messenger RNA of Saccostrea echinata, 3492 nucleotides long. RefSeq lists its product as uncharacterized. Gene Ontology annotation, molecular function: nucleic acid binding; aspartic-type endopeptidase activity. The transcript has 5 exons. The record is from RefSeq and is a predicted model, not a curated record. Gene Ontology annotation, biological process: DNA integration; proteolysis. Lineage: Eukaryota; Metazoa; Mollusca; Bivalvia; Ostreida; Ostreidae. Bases 1 to 3492 code for a protein of 1163 amino acids.
AUGCCACACAUCGGUAAAAUAGAACAAUUUGACGACUCGGUUGAAUCAUGGGAGUCAUACGAGGAGAGAUUACAGGCAUUUUUUCUCGCAAAUGACAUUGAUAAUAACCACAAAGUUCCUGCCUUGAUAAGUUUAAUUGGUCCAAAAACUUACACACUUUUGAAAAACUUAAUUGCCCCAGCUAAGGCUACAGACAAAGGCAUAAAGGACCUUUUGAAGGCACUACGUGAGCAUUUGAGCCCCAAACCCUCGGUGAUUGCCGAGCGGUUCCGAUUUCAUAAGCGCAAUCAACGCCCAGAUGAGUCGGUUUUGUCGUACGUAGCAGAGCUCCGUAAUCUGGCAACACAUUGUCAAUUUGAGGCAGCCCUGAGUGACACAUUACGUGACAGACUAGUGGUUGGUUUACGCCAAGAAACCAUACAAAAGAGGCUACUCUCAGAGAAAGACCUUGACCUGGAGAAAGCAAUCAACCUUGCUGUUGCUAUGGAAACGGCAGCUAGAGAUGCAGCUGAAGUACAGGGGGUAAAGAGUGAGACAGUUAACAAAAUCAGCACACGUCCUAAACCACGUCAAUUCAACAAGAAACCUACUGUGAGAAACACAAACGCUCAAUCUCAUGCACGACCAACAAUACAGAAACCUUCAUGCUAUCGUUGUGAUGGUGAUCAUCCAGCAUCACAGUGUCGACACACUAACACUGUUUGUUCUUUCUGUCGGAAGGUGGGACAUAUUGAGCGAGCCUGCAUGAAAAAGAAACGUGACAGAAACAAGGGACGUAACACUUCCCUAUUCUAUAAUGAGGAGGAAUUUCACUCUGAAGAACGCUACAAGGAGGGUGAUGGAGAACCACUUCUACACAUCACAAGCACUUUCCACAUGAAAUCACAUCAUGAACCACCAAUAACUGUGGAACCAAUUAUUGAAGGCAAAGUCAUCAAGAUGGAAGUCGAUACAGGAACAGCUGUUUCCGUGAUUUCCAAGAGUGACUACAGUGCAAACUUUAGCAAGGUAAACCUUGAACCAUCCAGUGAAUUACUGCGUGCAUAUUCAGGAGACAUGAUUCAACCUGUGGGCAAGAUGAAGGUGAAUGUUAAACUCAACUCACAAUCUGCUAACCUUGAAUUACUUGUUGUUCCACAUGAUGGACCAGCUUUACUAGGAAGAGACUGGCUUGGAAAGCUACAGCUCAACUGGCAGGAGAUAAAGACUUUACGGUCAAGUAAUUCAACAAAUCAGUCACCAUUGAAGGAUAUGCUUAACUCGCACAAGGAGUUGUUUUCACCUGGAGUCGGAACUCUUAAACACAUUAAGGGAACAGUUACAGUUGAUCCAGAAGCCAAACCUGUGUUUCUUAAAGCUAGGACCGUUCCUUACUCUCUGAGGACCAAGGUUGAGCAAGAACUUGAUCAAUUACAGGCAGAUGGAAUUAUUGAGCCUGUUGCACAUAGCAAAUGGGCUACCCCCAUAGUCCCAGCCAUUAAGAAGAAUGGUAACGUUAGACUGUGCGGCGAUUACAAAGUAACUGUCAAUCCUGUAAUGUGCGUCGACAAAUACCCUCUUCCCAAAAUUGAGGACAUUUUCGCAACCCUAGCUGGUGGAAAGAAUUUCUCAAAAUUGGACUUAACACAAGCAUAUCACCACAUGGAACUAGAUGAAGAUUCACAGGAUCUACUCGUCAUAAACACCCAUAAAGGCCUGUUUAAAUACAAGCGACUUCCGUACGGAAUUGCAUCCGCUCCAGCACUAUGGCAGCGUGCAAUCGAGCAAGUAUUACAGAAUAUACCAUCAACACAAGUGAUCAUUGAUGACAUCAUUGUUACUGGUCGCGAUGACGAGGAGCACUUACACAACUUAAAACUGGCUAAAGUGAGCUAUGUUGGACAUGAAAUUGAUGCUCGUGGCCUACACAAGUCACCUGACAAAAUUGAGGCUGUAAGAGAUGCCCAACGCCCUGAGAAUGUGUCACAGCUUAGAUCAUUUUUAGGUCUAGUGAACUAUUAUCACCGAUUUAUAGACAAUCUGACAAGUGUAGCAGGACCACUACAUGAACUUCUCAACAAAGGAACCAAGUGGGAAUGGAGUCCCAAGAGAGAUAAAGCCUUCCAAGAAAUCAAGGAGUUGAUUUGCUCUGACAAGGUUUUGUGCCAUUAUGAUGCCAAACUACCUUUGAAACUAGCUGCAGAUGCUUCACCGUAUGGGAUCGGAUCUGUACUUUCUCAUGUGUUCCCAGAUGGCUCCGAAAGACCUAUAGCAUUUGCGUCGCGCACAUUAAACCAAGCAGAGAAGGCUUAUUCACAAAUUGACAAAGAGGCCCUUGCUCUCUAUUGGGGUGUUAGAAAGUUCAAUUCAUACCUUUAUGGACAUAAAUUUACACUUGUCACAGACCACAAACCUCUUCUUAGCAUUUUCAAUCCAAAGAAGUCCCUUCCUGUGAUGACAGCAGUACGUCUUCAGCGCUAUGCUGUAUUCCUCUCAUGGGAAACACAACGUGACCCAGUUCUGAGUCAAGUUUUGGACUAUGUGGUCCGAGGACAUUUUCCUCAUGAUUGUGAUGAACAGUUAAAGCCGUACUACAAUCGCAGAGAAGAACUCAAUGUUUAUCAAGGAUGUGUUACAUGGGGAAAUCGUGUGAUCAUCCCAGACAUUCUGCGUGAGAAAGUAAUGACAGAGCUUCAUUCUGGCCACAUAGGUAUUGUCAAAAUGAAGGCAGUAGCCAGAUCAUAUGUAUGGUGGCCCAAAGUUGACGAAGCAAUUGAGGAAGUCUGCAAGGCUUGUUCUGGUUGUAAACGUGUGCAGAAUACGCCUUCUGCUGCACCUGUUCACCCAUGGAAUUUCCCGCCAAAGGGAAUACCUGCAGAAAUAGUGUCCGAUAAUGGACCUCAAUUUCGCUCAGAGGAAUUUCGUCAGUUUAUGGAGUCGAAUGCCAUCAGACACAUAACCUCUUCUCCAUUCCACCCGCGGACGAAUGGCCAAGCUGAGAGAAUCACACCACAAGGAACAACUAAUGAAUCACCGUCUAUUCUAAUGUAUGGCCGUAAUAUACGUACCCGAUUGGACAUUAUGAAACCGGAUUUAACCAGUACAGUACUGCAAAAACAAUAUGGCUCAAAGGCAAAACACUGUGGAAACGUGAUUCGAGAAUUUGCUGAUGGGGACUCAGUAAACACGCGUGAUUAUCGCACUAACUCGGACAAAUGGGCAAAUGGACGAAUCCAUUCACGCACUGGACCUUUAUCUUACAAGGUCGAUGUAAAUGGAUCUCUUUGGAGGAGGCAUAUUGACCAAAUAGUUCAUACAUCCAAAAAUCAAGCCGCAUAUCCAACUCCAGUGGAUAUUCUGUUUGUGCCAUCCGUGAAGGUCCCAUGUCCUACCGACAAAACCCAGGAAUGCGCGAAGGACGAAGAGACCAGUACACCAGUAACAGUGCCACGUCGAAAUCCGCCAAGAACUCGUAAUAAGCCGGACAGACUGAAUUUGGGAGCUUAUCCAUAA